Molecule: messenger RNA, 1713 nt
Organism: Sorghum bicolor (sorghum)
Lineage: Eukaryota; Viridiplantae; Streptophyta; Magnoliopsida; Poales; Poaceae
Product: NAC domain-containing protein 18
Exons: 3
Coding region: 363-1070 (235 amino acids)
Biological process (GO): regulation of DNA-templated transcription
Molecular function (GO): DNA binding
Source: RefSeq, a predicted model, not a curated record
ACCCCCCCCCCCCCCCCCCCCCAGCUCUCUCCCUCCCUCCCUCUCUGUCCAAUCUCUCGCUCGCCAUGGACGCUCCGAGGUCCGAGCAUCCGCACGCGUCCUGCGCGCGCGCUAAGUAAUCAGAGAAGCUGCGAGAGCUCAGCUUGCCCCCCUGAACAGGAGGUAGCUAAGCUAGCAGCUAAGCUGUGGUGCGUGUAGCGGCGCAGCUAGGUAGCGAGCAGUGCACGCGCAGGUGUGUGCUAUAGCUAGCUAGCUAGCUGCUUACUAGAGCUAGCGGUAGCGGUGUAGAGCAGCACAGUAGGACAGGAGCUAGCAGCUGAAGUAAAGCGCCGGUGGUAAAUUAAAAGGAACCUUUUUUGGACAUGGCGGCGGAGAGAGCACCGGUGCUGGUGAGGCAUGCCGGCGGCGGCGUGGAGGCGCUGCGGCAGCUCCCGCCGGGGUUCCGGUUCCGCCCCACGGACGAGGAGCUCGUGGUGCAGUACCUCCGGCGCAAGGCCUUCGGCGUGCCGCUCCCCGCCGCCGUCAUCCCCGUCGUCCGCGACCUCUACAGCCUCGACCCCUGGGACGUCGUCGUCGUCCCUGGCCCUGAUGCGAGCAGCGAGGGGGAGAAGUACUUCUUCGCUGUGCGGCCAGCGGGCGCCGGCAAGAGCGGCGGUGCUAGGGCGACGGCGAGCGGGCGGUGGAAGCCGUCGGGGAAGGAGAAGCCGGUGGUCCUGCCCCGCCCGUGCGGCGGAGGGAGCCUCCUGGUGGGCGUGAAGAGGGCGAUGACGUUCGUGCCCCGGCGGAAGAAGAAGGCGGCGUCGUCGGCGGCGGCGGCCCUGACGACCGGCUGGGUCAUGCACGAGUACCGCCUCGCCGCGCCGCUGCACAAGAACGGCUGCAGCCUGGCUCAAGCUCAAGGAGAGUGGGUCGUCUGCCGCGUCUUCCAGAAGGGCAGCAGCAGCAGCAGGCCGAGCAGGAGGCGAGCGGUGCCGGCCGCCCACCCCGCCGCCGUCGCCGCGUCGCCGUCGUCCGCUAGCAGCUGCGUCACGGACGGGUCGAGCUCGGACCUGGACGAGGUCAACAGCUAGCUAGGGGCGGGAGCCACCGACCGUCCCAGCCGGCCGGACAGCCACACAAACAAGUCAAGAAAAGAACGUAUCACCAGCUCGCAGCUGCCGCGUGCUAGCUGCUAGCUGCCGGCGGCCGGCUUGCCUCUCAAAGAGAGGCUCAGCUCAAGCUGAGUUAGCCUAGCCUUAAUUAAGCGGCCGGAAAACGGAAACGGAAACCAAAACGAAAACAAAAACCAUCCACCGGCACUACCUUAAUUAGUUCCCUCUUGCAUUGCUUGCUCCGACAUUUGUUGUCACUUCAAUUAGUUUUUCUCUUUUCUUUUCUUCUUUCUUUAUUUAUUUCUUUUUUUUUCACUCUCUAUGUAAUGUAAUGCAGUGUAAUUUAAUUAGUGAGAGAAGCAAGCACUACUACCGGCCGGAUUAGUAGUUAACAGAAAAUUACUACGUACUCAGGUUCAGCAAGCUUCUUGUUGAGGUUUCAGUUUCAGAAGUCAUAUAUACGCCGUAUUGCAACUAAAAGCGUACGGGGUAUGUGUAUGUAAUAUGUACGUACCAGCUGCAGAAAUCAGCUCUGCAUAUCUAUGGUCAAUCUGUAACUUGCACGCAGGUUGCCCGUAAAGUCUUUGUGAUAUUAAUUCUUCAAGGAGGAGGAAUCUGAUUA